CGAUAGCCAGCGUUACGUCAUGCGCGCGCGACCAAGCGAGCUCUCUUAUUAACGACACACGAACGGACGAAAUCCUCGAAUAUACUCGUGGCUGUGUCUCUCACAGCAGCAGCAGCAGCAGCAGCACAUCAAUUGAGCAUCUCCAAUCGUACGCCGAUCGUCGCCUGCACCAGAAAACGCCUAUAUUAUAUUGUGUAGCACUCGGCGCCUUGUAAUUACGAUAUAUAAUACGAUAUACACACAUAGCACGCGCGUAUACCGGAUAUCGGAGCUACGGAUAUAUACCGCUUCUGCUGUCCAUUAGAGCUUGUUAUUCACCUUUCUCUAUUUCUCUCCGUUCUCGUUUUGAAACCUCGAGAGCCGCUUUAGAUGCUAUAGUACGUCCGUUCGUAUCGAGGAUUCUUUUUUAAUCAGAUCCAAGCCGAUCUCUGUGCCUCGGUUAUAGCGAUUAACCUCGAGACAACUGAUUUGGUUGAAUAAUCCAAGAAGCACUAGAUUUCACUAACAGAAGGAGUUCAGGCCUUCAAAGGACACUUUAUUAUCUCUAGAGAGUCACUGUAAAAGUCGUCAAAAUUCCGGUCCCUACUAGGAAACCAGAAAGCCCCCAACAGACAGGCGGCAGGAAUCCACCUUUUGGUGACGACACCUUCUACGACAACAGAAUGAACAAUAAAAGAAAGAACCGUUCCAAUCCACCAAGUGAUAUGAAUACUCACAAAUUCAGAUCCCCGCGGGCCCGGGGUCCUCAAGAGCGCAAUGUAACUACUGAUGGGGUAUACAAUAAUGCCCAUUUUAUGCAUAUUAUUACAAGCAAUGUUGGAAAUCUUGUUCAGAUUCAAACUCAAAAUGGAUCUAUGUAUGAGGGAGUUUUCAGAACUUUUUCUAGUCAAUUUGAAGUUGUUUUAGAAAUGGCUCAUAAAAUAGAUAAUACAGGCAAAAUGGCUGUAGACAGCGUUGUAGAAAAGUUAAUUUUUAAACCAAAUGAUAUUAUCACAAUUUCUGCGCAUAAUGUUGAUCUAGAAUAUGCUACAAGAGACACAUUCCAAACAGACACAGCUAUUAGUAAAUUCAAUGGUGUAGUAAAAGAGAGAGAACUCGAACCUUGGGAUGAAGUAAGUUCAUCAAAUGGAGCAAAUUUAGAACUGGAUCGUAGUGCUAAUGGUUGGGAUGUCAAUGAAAUGUUCCGAAAAAAUGAGCAAACUUUUGGUAUUCAAACUACAUUUGAGCCAAAUUUGAGCCAGUACACAGUUACUUUGCAGCGCAAAGACACAAAAGACUGGAAAGAACAAGAAAAGAAAGCAGCUGAAAUUGCAAGUGAAAUUGAAUCACAACCUGAUCACAGAGCUCGAUUAGAAUUAGAAAACGGCGAUGAAGAAGAACGAUUCGCUGCAGUUUCUCGACCCGGUAACAGCGAAGGCAAAUAUGUCCCACCAGCAAGAAGGAAAAAUGGGAAUGCUGGCAAGCUAAUGAGAACUACCCCGCCACCACAGUCCCCUAGUUCAGCUUCUGGUAAAAGUUUUAAUCAGGGACCGCCACCGUCAUCUGCUUCGGCUCCUAACACUACUACUCAGACGAGCAACAUUCCAACUAGCAGCAUACAGACACAUCCUCCAGUAACACAACAACACAAUGUUCCAAUGACCAUAGGUGGAAUGCCAAGUGGUGUACCUAGCGUUGUGGUUUCUUAUAAUCCACCACCUUUUGUUCCGCCUCCAAGCUCACAGCCUUCUCCAACAAGUGUCUCUGCUAUGUCACAAGGACAGCCACCAUCUCAAGUAGCAUCAAAUAUACCUCAAGCACCAUUCUCUGGUGCGCAGCCUUCUCAGGCUCCAAUGGUUAAAAUGGGUCUAGAAAAACGUGAACGCCCAGGAAGGCAACAAGGCUAUCAAUCUGACAAAGCUCCCCCUGCUCCAUUCCCAGGAGCACAUGCCGGCCCCCCUCAUUCCCAACCCUCUCCACAUGCUCCAAUGCAACCUGCCACACAACAACCUCAGCCAGCUCCAACUACCACCACACAUUCAGUGACUCAACCACAACAGUCUCAGCAACACGUGACUGACGGAGCAUCUACACAACAAAUGAUGUCUCAUCCAAAAGAGCCACAGCUAUCCCAUAGAAAACCUAAUGCAUCGAGAAAUCGUGAUGAUCAACAUGCUGAAUUAAGACAGUUUGCCCAAGACUUCAAAUUAGGCGAGUCUCAAUCCAAUCAAGAGCCACAACAAGCUCCUCCAAACCAUAGUAGGAAGCAACAUCCUCAAGAAGCGCAUAUUUCACAAGGCCCACCGAUGGGCCCUGCUCAUCAUCCAUCAGCACAUUCACAUAAUUCUCCCCCACAAGUGGUACAGCAAUCACCUCCACCACAACCGCCACAACAAUCACAACAGCAGCAGCAACAACAAUCUCACCAACAACCACAGCCUCUUCGACAACAGUCACCACCGCAUCAGGUUCCUGUUCAAGAAGAGUUGGUUGUUCCGAAUAAAGCACCAUCGACUCCGGCGCCUACGCAGCCUGUAAGUCCUCCUCAACCACAGCAACAAAUGCAACAACCGUCACAACAGAUACAGGCGUCACCGCCUAGCUCUCAAGCUACUCAAAAUCAACCACCACCCCAGGUUGCAGUGCCUGUUUCUAAAUCACCUGCAGACCAAUCAAGUGUUGAUCAAGUGGCAAAUUCCCUCAAAAAAUCCACACUCAAUCCAAAUGCUAAGGAGUUUAACCCUAAUGCCAAACCGUUUACACCCCGAUCGCCGAGUACUCCAAAUCCAAGCAGGCCACACACUCCUCAAACGCCCCAGUAUGUGUCUGCUACAAUGGCUUCUGCAGUUACAGUUAUGCCAACUUUCAUUAUGCAAAGUCAACCCCCUACAGCAUUCACACAGCAACCUGCUCAACAGGUCACGAGGUACCGAAACAAACAAAUAUUCGUGCCUAUGAUGCCGCACCGAGCUCCAGAUGUAGCAUCACAAAUGCAAGUGGCAGCAGCUACGGGUCAACCGCUGCUGGCUCCUGCACCACUGCAUCCACCAUUCCAAAUACCAUACUCGGGUCAACCAACUUAUGGAGCCCAGAUGGUUAGAAUGGUGCCAGGCCCUCCACACGCGCAUCCAGGGCCUCACUUGACUGCCACCCCUUAUCAUCAUCCUCAAGAAUCCCCCGGACCACAAACACAGAGUAUUCACUACAUGAGUCCUCAUCAUCCACAUGCGCAUGUAGGUCAGCAGCAGCAAAGCCAAACACCUACACAAGCAAAUCCUAAUCAACCGCAUUCGCAAUCUUACAAUCAACCCGGCGGCACGCCGCAGCCAACGUAUGCGCAGGCCCCUCCACAAGGACAUGGAGCUCCUGCGGGCUAUCCGAUUAUGUGCCCCAUAAUGCCUCCUCAUAUGAGCAUACCACCACAACACGUUCAAUACAUACCGUCUCCCCAGCCACCACCUGGACAGCAGAACCUCCCCGUCAUAAUGCCUCAUAAUCAGUAGUCCCACGCCCGUUUGGGCAGACAGCAACAGCAUCUUCGAGACAGUCGUCGACAAGGAUACUCUUAGUAGAAUUUUCGAACGACACUCAUGAAACUAACUAGCUCCUUCUGAGAGCUUAAUCGUUGAUGCGAUGAACUCAUAAAUGCUUGAUGCCUAAAAAGUGUGACCAUUGUCAACUUACAUAUUUAGAAAAUACCCUAUAUUAGGAUCCGCAUUAAAUCAGGCCGGUAACAUUUUUCACUUAUACUUUCUAUAAUUGCGUCUUAUUCUAACUGUUUAGAGCUUCUUUAUCGAUAGCAAUUGGUAACAUCAAUUCUUCCUCAUUGUUAAUUCAACCGUUUGCUUCUUGGGCGCAAAAUUUAAAAAGUCGGUGAAGCUUAAAAAGCUUGAAAUAAUCACAUUUGCGACUUUACUGUGGAAAGAUUAAACAUAAAGUGAUCGUUAAAAUGUUGCUGUGUUCCAAACAAGGGUGAUCAAGACUCUUCAGAGUGACUUUUUAUUGUGACUAGGAAAUAAACAAUUGAUAAACUAAUUCAACUCCGCAGUUUGUAAAACUGCAUCGUAUGAAGUUGAUAUUGAGAAAUCAAUUUUUCUCGUUUCCUUCGCAUUUUAUUCUGCAAAUAUAUAUGGGUAAAAAAGCAGAAUAAUAUCAAAAUAGGCAAUGUAUGAAGAUGAUUGAUAUGAAACACAUGCGAGCCUUGUUCUCGAUUUAAGGAGUAACUGCAUAUGCCAAAGUGAAGAAAAAGUUCAAGGCGCUCAGAACCGCGAGGAUAAACUGUAAGCUUGACGAUUUUAAACGAAGUUUAAACGAGUUGAUUCAAAUGCCUUUUAGAAAACAAUAUAGAAUGUAAAAUUUCAAAAAAGUCGUUUUUCCAAGAAGUUUGGGGGUACGAAGAAAAUUGAAAAGUACUAUUUGUUUUAAUGUUAACGACAUUGACUAGACGGAAUUCAAGGCAUGCAUGCUUUAUUCUUCAAAGCAAAGAACAUUAACGUAAGCAAAUGAACAUUCACGCAUCGAAAUAAAUGCGAUUACCAAGAUGUUAAUGUAAGCGUAUAUUGCGUUAGAGCAACGGGAACGAUUGCUCUGCGAUUGUUAUAAAUAAUUUUUUGUUGCGAAAAAUACAAAUGCAAAUACAAAUGCAAGUGGUAACGAAGGACUAUUGAUGGCGGAUUUUUCUAUCAAACGUAAAAAAUAGUAAAAUAUACGAACGAUGAUGAUAUCGCUAUUUCAAGUUAUUCGCAGAAUGACACCAUUGAGGAUACGAAGCUUGCGCGCAGCGAUAGUAUCAAAUCUGUAACUAUGUUAUUCUACGAAGUUGAAUGUCAAUAUAAAUGCUUGGAAUGAGUGAUGCUUUUAUAUAUCGCGCGUAAAAAAAAAAUUUAUGAAGGAAAGUGAGUUUUUCCUUAGAUACAGAGGAUUUCGAUUCUGAAUUUUUAUAAAUGAUUAAAACUAACAUAAAUAAAUAAAUAUAUAAAUAUAUAUAUAAUAUAUACAUCCGAAAAUAUUUGUUUAUUAAGUUCGUGAAUGAAAAAAAAAUUCAUUCAUUUUUCUCUUAAACCAUGCUAAAAUGAUUGAUCGAAAUGUAUUCAUAGAAAAUUUCCGGUUAUUCUUUCACUUUUUAUGUUAUCACGAAUUUUGUUAAAAAUUGAUAUUUACAAUAAUUUGGGUAUAACCUAUUGUUUCAUAAAAAAUUCAAAAAUUGUUCUUGUAUGAGUGCAAUUACCAAAACUAUGUGAAAUAUGUGGAUGAAGAAAUCAAUCUUGUACGGCCUUACACCUAGUCGUGUGUAUAGAAUAAGUGAGGGAAUGAAGAUUUGAUAAGUCACAGCAUGGUACUGUUCAACUGAAAUUUUUUUAUCAUCAAACAAAAGAAAAUUUAAAAAACCAUCAAAUAAAUUCACUAAGAACCAAA
Molecule: messenger RNA, 5394 nt
Organism: Trichogramma pretiosum
Lineage: Eukaryota; Metazoa; Arthropoda; Insecta; Hymenoptera; Trichogrammatidae
Product: ataxin-2 homolog
Exons: 11
Coding region: 663-3482 (939 amino acids)
Biological process (GO): cytoplasmic stress granule assembly
Cellular component (GO): cytoplasmic stress granule
Molecular function (GO): RNA binding
Source: RefSeq, a predicted model, not a curated record